AUGGAGCAUGAACCUGCCAGUCCCUCACAGGAGCCGGCACCCAAAAAGCAACGGACCUUGGCUUGCCAGCGAUGUCGCUCCCGGAAACAGAAGUGCGAAGACCGUCGACCAUGCCAGAACUGUAUCAAAGGAGAUGAAGAUUGUCUGCCCACCCAACCUGCGCCUCGUCCACACAUUGAAAGCGAAUAUGUGCGCAUUCUGGAACGACGCGUUGCUGAGCUCGAGUCUUUAGACCCACAGCAUAGUCUCGACCACCUCGAGAGACCUUCUGACAGGCCUGAUCAAGAAAAUAAUCCCGACACAUCGCCGGCGAGCAGUGGGAUUCGAAAUGGCGGUGUCAUGGGCGCGAUUGCCAGUCCACCGGUUCAACGAACCGUCCCACCGCGACGCUCGUCCAUUCUUUCUGGCUCAUCGCCAGGUUACGCUAUAGCUCCUGGUCUCGAUGAUGAGCCCGACCUUAAUCAUCUCGUCUUCGGACUAAUUGCAUCGCCAUCAGCUCAGUUCUCAACUCACGAUGCUGCUAUCAGUCCAACCAACCCGGGACCGGCACCAGCCAUUAUGAAUAGCGCACACGCACUGAUGGCUACCAUGUCUCCAGAGCUAGAGGAAGCAUUGCUUGACGCGUAUCGCGAGCGUGCUCAAGCUCAGUAUCCCUUCUUCCAUUGGGACACAUUCCUCACAUGGCAUUCGGAAUGGAAGCAUUGCCUCUCCUGCGACCUCAAAGAACGAGCAUGGCAAGGCUUUUUCGUCAACCUAGUGUACGCAACAUCUUUAGUGCUUCUGCGUCAACCGUAUGCGGCAGCACUUAAUGCGCGAGAGUUUUACAACAGUGGAAUUUCGCUGCUACCGGCUGUGCUACGUCAGCCAGAUAGAAUUCUUCAGGUGCAAGCCUAUCUCCUGCUAUCCAUUCAUGCACUGCAUCAGAGCUCCACGGAACGUAUUAUUUCUCUUGCGUCCACGGCUAUGCGACAAUGCGUUCAGCAACAACUACAUCUCGGUGAGAUGGAGCCGCCAUCAGCGAACGUUCAAACGAGGCUUAUGAUUCAAGUCCGUCGACGGUGCUUUUGGUGUGCGUAUUUGCUUGAUCGACUGGUCAUGUCAUCAUUCGAUCUGCCUCCAUCGAUACCAGACUAUAUGAUAACCGUAAGACCAUUUGCUAAUAUCGAGGACCAUGAACUAUGGGAAACCGCUGCGAUUACUCCGCCCAGUCAUGACUUACCUGACUCUCAGCAUUAUACAUGCAACUCUUCAGCGCUUCAUAUACUCCAGUGCAGGCGUAUACAAUCCGAGAUUAGUGCCGUUACACUUCGAUGGGAUUAUGACACUCAGUUCGAGAACACUUCGGAUUGGCGAAUAAGAAUUCUUACAGAAUUGGACAACUUUAAGUCCCGUGUAAAGAAUUUCUCAGAUCCACAGUCGAAAGGCUACACGUCGCAACGUUGGCAAGCUAUGAUUUAUCACUACACGUUGCUCAUGCUCUAUCGGCCAACAAAAGCCAACGUAGUCGGGUCUGCUGGCGACUGGUCAGUCCAAGCCAGCAGUCAAGCUUGUUUAAUGUUUCGAAGAACCCAGAUUGAUCGUCAGAUUGCUCAACCAUGGCUUGCACUUCUCGUUCAGUUCCAGUCCGGCAUCACACUGCUGUACUGUUUCUGGGCUACUCCACCAGAACAAAGAACUGAAAAUUACUUUUCCCUUGACGUUCCCGACGCGUUACGUGCCUGCUCCAAUAUUCUGGCGAUAAUGGCAGACCGAUGGGCCAAGGCGGAAUGUCUGAGAGACGUCUUUGAAUUACUGGCGCGCGAGAUACCGCUAGUCGAUCGACCCAACAAGCCACCGACCCGAUUAUCAGACAAAACGGUCACGGCGAUUCAAGCGCACCUCCCACAGGUUCGUGCACUAGUGGUGCAUCGCCCCGUGUUACGCAUGAUCGAUGAGAUGAUACACGAAGACUUUCCUCGCUCCAUUCAACCUUCUCAGCCUCCGUCAGUCGCUGGCAUGCUCGGCCCAACCCAGCAGGAAUCUGAGGAUCAUUUCAACUCUCAGCUACAGCAAAUCAAUGCAAGUUUUCAGAUGCCAUUCGCCAUGCAACAGCCGUUCGAGUAUGGAAUGGCGGAACCUGGGCUUCACGAUCCGGAUGUCGAGGGGCUGCUCUCAUUCCCUGGCGUUUUCGAUUUCGACGGCUGGACAUGA
Molecule: messenger RNA, 2190 nt
Organism: Alternaria postmessia
Lineage: Eukaryota; Fungi; Ascomycota; Dothideomycetes; Pleosporales; Pleosporaceae
Exons: 3
Coding region: 1-2190 (729 amino acids)
Biological process (GO): positive regulation of transcription by RNA polymerase II; DNA-templated transcription
Molecular function (GO): DNA-binding transcription factor activity, RNA polymerase II-specific; sequence-specific DNA binding; zinc ion binding
Source: RefSeq, a predicted model, not a curated record